Morchella importuna is the source of this 1962-nucleotide messenger RNA. RefSeq lists its product as uncharacterized. NCBI's taxonomy places the organism in Eukaryota, Fungi, Ascomycota, Pezizomycetes, Pezizales, Morchellaceae. The transcript is spliced from 10 exons. Gene Ontology annotation, biological process: vesicle-mediated transport; intracellular protein transport. The record is from RefSeq and is a predicted model, not a curated record. Gene Ontology annotation, cellular component: plasma membrane; secretory granule. Bases 1 to 1962 code for a protein of 653 amino acids. Gene Ontology annotation, molecular function: syntaxin binding.
AUGGUCAACCUGAUCGAACUCCAAAAACAAGCGAUCCUAGAAGCUAUCAAGGCUAUAGAGCCCAAGGGCACGUGGAGAUGUGUUGUCACCGACGAGACAAGCCACAAGCUGAUAACAAAUGUCAUGCAAAUACACUAUAUAUUGGAUGAAAGUAUAUCAGAUGUAUCACUCAUCGAGAACAAGCGCCCACCACAGCAGAUGGAAUGUGUUUAUAUUCUCACGCCCGAAAAGCAUGUUGUAGAAUGUCUGAUUUCGGACUACGCCCGUCCAAAACCAAGAUAUACUUGUGCACAUUUACUGUGGACAUCGGAUCUCCCGGAUGGUCUACGUCAAAUGAUCCUUAACUCUCCCGCUCGUGGGUUUAUCGCAGGAGAGAAGGUUCUGUCUGUUGACUACUUCCCUCGUGAAUCGCAUCUUUUUACAUUCCGUGACCCCUCCUCCUUCUUCACUUUGUACAACCCAGAGUGUCGGGGUCUGCCUAGGCGAGUAUCCAACAAUUCGUCUGAGUUGGAUUUGUAUGCACAAAAUCAUCGAGAAUUCCCACCCCCGUCAAAUAGGCCACGUGGUGUACUUUUUAUCGUGGAUAGGGCAAUGGACCUUUUCGCCCCUGCCUUGCAUGAGUUUACAUACCAAGCUAUGGCCCAUGAUCUGUUACCGAUAAAGGAAGGCGACAAAGUCACAUACAACGUCAGAUUAGCAACUUCUAGUGGGGAGGAGGAGGAGAAAGAAAUGGAGAUUGGGGACGAAGAUCAAGUUUGGGUCGCGAAUAGACACAAACAUAUGAAGGAUACCAUUGAGAGAUUGAUGGCCGACUUUCAGAAAUUCCUCGGGGACAACAAAAACUUUGUCGAUAGUGGUUCCUCAACAAGUUUGUACGCAAUAAGAGAUAUGAUGGCAAGUUUGCCUCAAUAUCAGGGGCAAAAGGAUAUGUAUUCUCUCCACCUGACGAUGGCUCAAGAAUGCAUGGGAAUAUUUGAGAAAAAGAAUUUGCCUGAUGUUGCACUGCUCGAACAGUCGUUGGCAACCGGGAUGGAUGAGAAUAAUCGACCCACGAAAAAUCCAACUGAGUCCUUAAUUAGGUUACUGGAUGAUCCUGCUUUGGCUGCACCUGAUCGGCUCCGGCUCAUUACUCUCUACCUUCUGUGGAAAGAUGGUCUGUUGGCGGGAGAUAUCGAGAAACUCAUGCGACACUCCCAGCUUCAGCGGCAGGAUGAACGUGUUCUCCGUAAUCUUGAUCUUUUUGGCGCUCGCGUGACCCGAGAUUUGAAAGACAAUUCCCAGAGCCGAAAUUCUGCACAAAAGCCGAAGAGGCCUAUUUCCAAAACAAUGGAUGAUGAUGAGGAUGGUUCCGAUUUCUCUCGAUUUGUAACAGCCCUGAAAGUAAUGCUUGAUGAUCAUACUAAGGGCGCUUUGGAUCCCGCCAUAUUUCCUUAUACGAAGCCUGAACUGGUCCCUGGCGGCCCUAUGGGUGGACAGGAAAACGUUUCUCAGGCAUCCCUUCGAUCGGCAAAGCCCACAUGGGCCAAAUCUCGAAUGUCUGUGGUAGAACCAAGGCAGCGUGUAAUAGUCUUCAUGGCUGGGGGUGCAACGUAUUCUGAGUCCCGUGCGUGCUAUGAGGUUUCCAAAGCGUCUGCUCGCGAUGUGUUCUUGGGGUCGACACAUCUCCUCACCCCCAACUUGUGGCUUAGCCAACUCCGAAACGCAAGGGAAAGUAGAAGGCUUCUUGAUCUCCCGGCUGAUAGACCAGAGAAGGAAGUCCCUAAACACCUUCUAGAGCCUGAUCCGGUUCCAAAGCCAGUUGCUCCAAUACAACAAAGGCCUCAGCAGGCUCCUCCAAAGAAGGCACCUAGUCCAGCACCACCUGUGAAAGAAAUGGGAGGGUUAAAAGUUCAUCAUCACCAGCCUGGGCGUUAUUACGAGGAAGAUAAGAAGAAGAAGAAGAAGAUGUUUGGUGUCUUCUAA